Molecule: messenger RNA, 2904 nt
Organism: Columba livia (rock pigeon)
Lineage: Eukaryota; Metazoa; Chordata; Aves; Columbiformes; Columbidae
Product: zinc finger protein 729
Exons: 5
Coding region: 1120-2286 (388 amino acids)
Source: RefSeq, a predicted model, not a curated record
ACAGACCAAGGGUUAUUGAGAUAACUGUUAGCAGUUAUGAGUUUCUCCUCUAACAAGCUCAUGUGUGCGUUCUGUGGCUUUUCAGAACUGAGCACCUGUAACGUACAUGUGCAUUUAACAGAUACGUGUCUAAAACCAUGGCCAGUCUUUGCAGGAAGCAAUAGGGAUUGGAUGUUCUUGCAUAUGCACCUUCUGUUCUGUACCGUAAGGGUCAAGUUGUUGCUUUGCGGACUCCUUUACGGUCUUGCACGUUCAGCACUGGAAUUGAGCGGUCAGAGUUGGGCUGGGGGUGUUUGCAAAAUCUGACAGUAGUUUUGCAUAGAAAUUUGCUGACCAUCUGGAUCAAAAUGUUUAAAGGAAAACGAAAGUUUGAGAAACUAAAUCACGUCAGAAAAUUAUUACUCAAGUAGCCUGCUUCAUGCAGUCCUUGCUUAGUUUCUUUCUUCCUGUUAAUUGUUCCAUGUUCUUCACAGCUUGACUCUAGAUUUUGUAACCGUGGUUAGGACUUGUUUUCUCAAUGUGUUCUUUCUUCCAAAUGUGUUGUUUGUGAGAUGGCAGUUGACUGGGACCCAAAGACCUUGAGGAUCCUGGCAAGCCUCACAGGAAAAAGCAUGUUACGCUAACAGGCUGGAGCUGGCUAGAGGCAGUGGAACGAUGCCCUGCUCCAGGAAUGCCACCUCGUAAAAAGAAAUUAAAACCCCAGAGUCUAAGCUUUGUCUUUGAUAGAAGAGGAAGGUACUAGGAAAAGCUGAUUUAAAAAAAAGAAAGGCACUUAAAAAUGGUCUCCAAAGGAAAAGGAUUUUGCACAAACUUAUGCCAGUGAAAUGGAGCUGCUCAGAGUUCAAUGGAUGGCAAGAAGCUGACAUGAAAGAAGUCAACCAUGGGAGGUCCCAGGACUUCGCACUGCCUGUCUCCACAAUUGCUAACAACCAAGGCACUCGCAGAUGAGUUACAUGGGUUGGGAGGUGGUGGUGUGCUGCUGGAGGUGCUCAGCCCCUUGUAGGAGGGAGGACCAUGAAGAGAGCUGAGAAUGAGAUGGACUUUACCGUGAAAGACCUGAAGCUCUUGGUAUACACAUCAUCGAUGAGCUGCAGAUGAGCACAGCGUGCGCCUCAGAGGAUGGAUGCGAAUGUGGACUGGGACUCUGAGAAUAACAUUUGUUACACAGGUGAGAAGUCUUCAAAUUGUUCCAGAAAGACCACUAAGCUGGUGGGCCACACGUCUAGCCUCCAGAAGGAGGUAGACAUGAAUUACUCGCAGACAUGCAGUCCUUGGUGUAACUCUGCUGGACCUUCAGGUAAGCAGGAGUUUCCUGCAGAGUUGCAUUGGGAAGACAAAGAAACCGCUGAGAUCUAUUACCAGAAACAAGGCAAGAGUACAGCUGGGAUAUUUCCCCCCACCAGUACCGACUUUGACCUGCAGCGUGAAGAUAAAAAUUUACAGCGAUGUUCCUCUGAGCAGCCCAAGAAACCACGGAAAAGACCACGUGAUGAUAAUGAAAACACUGUUCUCGCAGCUGUUUUUGGUGAAGACCGGGAGCCCAUCUCUGGGGAAGCUUUGUCAUAUCGGUGCAAGAAGUGUAGUUCUUCUUUCCAGGGUAUAAGCGAGCUGCAGGAACAUAAGCGAACCCACCUCGUGGAAAACUCAUACCGAUGUCCCAUCUGUGCCAAAGAGUUCUUCCGUGCGGCAAAUUUGCGAAUGCACAAGCUCAUUCAUUCCAGCGACAGGCCACACAAAUGUCCAGAGUGUGACAAGGGUUUCAUUCGCACAGCUGAUGUCUGGAGGCACCUGCGCAAUGUGCACAAGAUCGAGCGUUCCAUGGUGAUCUUGGGAAACGGCAUGGCCAGGAACCCGUGGUCGGUAGUGCACCGUAACCAGCACACCGUUGAGUACGCUGACCAGCCUUGUGCAGAAAACCAAAAAUCUGAGGAAGACGACUAUAAACCUUAUGCUUGUCCAACGUGCGGCAAAGGGUUUGAGAAGCCUAACCUGCUUUCCAAACACAAGGUGAUCCACCGGCAAGACAAGCCCUAUAAGUGUCAGGAAUGUGGCAUGGCGUUUGUCCAGCUGCUCAGGCUGAAAAGACACCAGCAGACUCACUCUGGGGAACGUCCUUUCUACUGUGAGGAGUGCGGAGGGACCUUCACCCGGCUGGCAUCGCUCCAGCGCCAUCACCGCAUCCACACUGGAGAGAAGCCCUACUCUUGCAGUUACUGUGGUCAUUGCUUCACUGAGUCAGGUACCCUACGGAGGCACGAACGCACUCACAAGUUGGACAAAUCUUAAUUUUGAAGCUUACUCAUGAUUGUGGUUUCCUUGGUUGCUUCUUACCUGAACGAGUGCUGCUCGGUUGGGCUGGAGAAGGCACUGGAUGUGCUCUGCCCAGUCCAGACCUGCUUCCCAGUAGCGGCUGUCAGGGAACACGGCAUCAUGAGGAUCUCUGGAACUUAUAGAGAUGGCACUUGCUGGCAUUAAACUGGCUUUGUAUAAAAAAAUAACCUAAUUACCACUGAGUCAUGAAACAAGAGGCUUGUAAAGAAUGAAAUCACUCACAUGUGCUAGCGCUGUCUCGGUUUGCUGAACUGAUGAUGCAUCAGCUUGAGCUUUUUGCAAGGAUGCACAGGCUAUGAGACUUUCCUCUGCAGUCUUGGUCACUGGAUAAAUUGGCCCUGCCCUCUUGAGUCUGAUGGCUCUUUGGCACUGGCUUUGGAGAUCCUGUUGUUGCAGGUCUUUGCUAAAUCAGAACAAUCCAGAGUUGCCCCUCUAUCCCUUCUCUCCUUACUUUCUGAUGAGUUUUUCUUUCCUUUUUUUUUCUUUAAUUUGGAGGAGAAGUGUCAUGUUGGUUAUUUAAAAAAAAAAAAAUCACAAAAGAGUCCUCAAUAAACUCAACAGUUACCAGCUGUA